UCAGAAUAAUCAAAUAAAUUAUCAAAAAUAUCUAAAACAAAUACAAAAAUCCUGUCGACAUGAACCAAUCACAUGGUUAUAACAAAGAGUUCGAAGUUCGUUGGUUUUCAGAGCAAUCAGAUGAUGAAUGUUUACCAUCGUAUCAUGAACCCAUUGACGCCAGACUGUCACGGGGGGCCUUCAACCAAGUUACCGGAAACCGUUCUAAAGAUCAUCCCUGUACCUCAAACAUCUUUAGUGACAACGGUGCUAAAUCUCAUGCUCAAAAUAAAAGUAAGGGUAACGAAGAGCUUAGGAACACGUUCUGGAUAUCCGUAAGCGAUUAUGAGUUGGACAGGGCUUACAUAGUAUAUCGCUUCUUUCACGAUAUUGGUAACAUUGUGGCCAAGAGCUUUACCAAAACGAACCGGAUGUAUCUAAAGUACUUCAGCAUGGUGGACUCCCAAAUAGCGCUGAGCUAUGAUGGCCAAAAGAUUGGAUAUGGAGGCGAUAUUCGCGUAAAGGUCCGGGCAGAGAAUCCCGUGACCGAAAGUGCCCUAAUCGAAGCUCUGGAACAUUCUUCGGAGGACAAUGGAAAACCCCCAGAUAGUGAGACCACAAGUACAAUGACUGUAACAAUUGAUGUGAAGGAUGUGAAUGAGGUAACUCCUCAUCAACUGGAGUCUGGACAGUCUGAGAAAGAGGAGUACCAAAUCAUCCACAAAAAAGUCUGCUUGCUGCAAUGGUUUAAGGAAAAGCUAUCCUACCUGUUCUAUUUUUAUUAA
Messenger RNA from Drosophila takahashii, 764 nucleotides. RefSeq lists its product as uncharacterized. Gene Ontology annotation, molecular function: nucleic acid binding. The record is from RefSeq and is a predicted model, not a curated record. NCBI's taxonomy places the organism in Eukaryota, Metazoa, Arthropoda, Insecta, Diptera, Drosophilidae.